AAUGAGGAACUUUUCCGGUUUGAAAAAGCGAAUACAGUGGCAGGGAAGAGAGAGUGCGUCACUGCAGAGGAAAUUCUAUUUGAAUUAGUAGAAUAAAGAGUCACUGUAUUUGUUUCUUCCAGAAAAUAAUAUAGUUUCACACAAGGGCGAAAAGAUCGAGAAAACAUGGUGAAGAUUGUUUGCAACACGGCGUUAAUGCAGAAGGGCCUCGCGAAAGAAGCGGAAGGCUUGGUGCCUGAAAAGGAUCCUGAAACUGCAGCUGUUUACACCAAUGAAAACUCCACUGGAAGAUGCUUGUUGACUCUUUUGGGCCUUGCAUUUAUUCUGACUGGGCUCAUUGUUGGUGGUGCCUGUGUAUAUCGAUAUUUUAUUCCUAAACAUAAAGUUUAUCAUGGAGGAAUGCACUAUGCUGAACAGGGCAACAUUAAACCACUGAAUCUGGAAACAAGAGAGCCCUAUUAUUUGCCCGUGAUUGAUGAAGAGAUGGAAAUCAGAGACAAUGUUGCAAUUAUCAAAGUUCCUGUACCCCGUUUUGCUGAUACUGACCCAGCGGCCAUUCUGCAUGAUUUUGGCAGGAAACUGACUGCCUAUCUGGAUUUAAAGCUGAGUAAUUGCUAUGUUAUCCCACUGAAUACUUCUGUGGUUAUGCCUCCUCGGGAUUUACUGGAUCUCUUUAUUGAAUUAAUGACUGCAUCCUAUAACACCUAUUUGAUUCAUGAGGAUCUGGUGGUAACUGAAAGAAUUGAUGAUAUCACAGAGCUGGGCUUCUAUAUUUAUGAGCUCUGUGAAGGUAAAGACACAUACAAAAUGCAACGCAGAAGUGAGAUUAUAGGCCUUCAGAAGCGAUCUGCUCCAAACUGCUUAAAGAUCAGACACUUUGAAAAUAUCUUUGUGACAGAAACGAAUAUCUGCAUGGCUUAAACUGAAAAAGGAUGAAGUAACACAUUCUUAAUUUGUUCUCGAGAAGGGAAAGUGAUAUUUGAUGUGGUAAAUAAAAUGUUAGCUAUGUUUAGCUGUUAAAAUCAGAGCUUUUUAUUUUUAAUUGUGCAUUCAAGUACCAGCAGAAAUUCACUCUUUAAGCUUCUGUGUUCACUAAUACAGUCAGUAGAAAAUAUAUCUAUAUUAUGUAUUAAUGUGGUUAUAUCAUCACCUCAGAGUUAAACAUUGGUCAACCAGUCCAUCUAAUCUGUAACCACUUUAGUUCUCAUGCUUAGACAAAACUUUUUACUGUUAAACAGUAAUAUUUGUGUUGUAAUCUAAUGUGUUUCUUAGUACUGUUUUAAUGUGUGUAUCACAGCUCUAAUGCGUUCCUGGACCGUAGCAGCUUAAAGUGAUAUAUAACUGUUGGUGAAGGAGCCUUUUAUAUUUUGUUUUUGGUUUGUUUAGUUUCGGGUUAGCAUUGUGAAGGUUUCUGUUUUAUAUUUUAUCCAGACACUUGCUUUAAACUAGAAUAUUUCUGUGUAUUAGUAUGUUAAAUCUGGAAGAUGGUAUUAUCAUCUUUUUUCCUAAGCAUGUUGAAUGUCAAUGUGCCUUGUCAGGUUAACAGUCCUUUCUCCCUUCAAUUUAUCUGUGAUGAUAAAAAAAAUUAAUCUUAACGUUGAUAUUUGUUUAUAAUAAAAUGCAUUUUUGAGUAUAUUUUCCAAUGCAGUUUUCAUCCACUUUGUUUCUAAGAAUGCAAAAUUGUUGGAGCAACGGUAUGCUAUACAGAUUGUUUUAGUACCCGGGACAAAAGAAAAAGAAUGCACAUGUUUCCAUGCACUUUGUAAUCAAAAUAUUCAUUCUUAAUGUCAUUAAGUAGGACAAACCAAAACAAGUAACUGGAAUUAGUUAUAAUCUGUAUAAUUAAGAUUUAACACAUUGUUAGGGACCUCAUUAGCAAAUUCUGAAAAGUACACAUCACUUUUGAAGUUUAUCGUGUACAGUAUAUGUGAUCUAUUCCUCACAGUUCUAACAAAAGUAACAUUCACUUGAGUAGUAACAAUGAGGUUAUCUUUUUUUGUUACAAUUACUAAACUACUGAUUGUGAAGUAGACUUCAUUAGAAUGGUUGCAUUAAUGUAGGUAAGAAUAAUUGGGUUGAAGCAGUAAGUCAGCAUCAGUCUGGCAUUCUGUUUAACUUUUUAUAGUCGGUUAGAUGCGGUUUUCAAGGGGAUCCAAUGAAUGGUUUAUUGUUUAUUCAGAAUGUUGUGCUGAUUUUGGAUGAAAAAGAUAUUUUCACUUAAUCUGUUAAAAUAUCUGUUCUGGGCAUUAAAUCAGAGACUGCCUGUGCUGAAUGUGGAGCUGUCAGUUCAGAUGUUCUGAUUCAGACUCCCUGCAUGGCGCUUCAAUGAAUUUACCUAAAUUACUUGGGGUUGGGAUCAGAAUUAUUUUUACAAAGUUUUAGCUAGAAGCCAGGGAUUACUGCUAAAGUAUUUUUGUACCUGUCAAUUCUGUUUAAAAGUAUUCUGAGACUUGUGCUUACUAGGGUAUAUUGUAAUUUUAUAUACUCUAAUAUAAAAAAUUAUUUUUGAGUUUGUAGAUAUAAUAAAUGGUUUUAGCUCCUUACUCUUGAAUCCUCACAAAAAGAACUUGUUUUUAAAACAGUAAAAUAAGAGUAAUAUUUGUUCAAUUGUUUAUGUAGUUACUUUGCUAAAUUUUAAUUCUUAAUGACUGUAUAAGCAUUAAACAUAUUUUGGCUAUGAUUACACCAAAAAUUUUUAAACUGAUAGGUGGAAGUAUGUUUUCAUCAUUGAUUCAGCAGCUGUAAAAGAAAUGCACAUUCACUUUGUUAUAUUUUAAAUAGAAUUUUACUUACUGGAGUGUUUUUUUUUUUUGUUUUUUUUUAUAUAUAUAUAAAUGUUAUUUUUAGUUUUUGGCAUAGUGAGUACUAUAGCUUUACAGUGCAGCAGUUGUGGGUGUUCAUUAUAUUUGCUUAAAGGUUAAUUAUGGCCAAGUGUUAAAUGUCAAAUGUGGUAAGGCUUCUUGACAAUAGAUGUAGGCCUUACUUGUUUUAAAGAGCACCUUGGUGUUUUGAAUUCUGCAUUCAAAUAUAUGUCCUAAUUCCUGAACGUUGUGAUGUUUAAAGCGGUUAUCUAGUGCUGCAUCAAUACCCACUUCACUUAAAAUAAGAUUAUAAUAAAAUUCUAAAGCUUUAAUAAUCUGCUGCAUUUUAGAGUUAGCAGCUUUUUUUAUCCUAGACAUUUGCCAGCAUAAUUCCAUUGUGUAGGUGAAGAACUGGAUCAGGGUAGCGUUGUCAUGUGCUUUUGGUUAUUAGACUCCUCGUUUUAGAGCCAAAUGUAAUGCGCUAAAAAUCAUAACCUGUGGUUGAACAAGCUUUGAGAAGAUCAAUCAAUUUGGAGUUGCAGGGUUGAAACUGUGAAUGUUUUAAUCAUAUUUGAAAAACUAAUCCAUAAAUGAUGUACAUCUUUUGAGUAACUGAAAAGAAUACUGCUUUGUAAACCACUCGAUUAAUUAAAUUGUAUUUCAUUUAUUUCCAAUUAAAUGCAUUUCUUUAAAGACAA
Molecule: messenger RNA, 3499 nt
Organism: Polypterus senegalus (gray bichir)
Lineage: Eukaryota; Metazoa; Chordata; Cladistia; Polypteriformes; Polypteridae
Product: integral membrane protein 2A-like
Exons: 6
Coding region: 166-921 (251 amino acids)
Biological process (GO): negative regulation of amyloid precursor protein biosynthetic process
Cellular component (GO): extracellular exosome; plasma membrane; Golgi apparatus
Molecular function (GO): amyloid-beta binding
Source: RefSeq, a predicted model, not a curated record